Rubroshorea leprosula is the source of this 1185-nucleotide messenger RNA. The record is from the annotation of a GenBank genome assembly. Lineage: Eukaryota; Viridiplantae; Streptophyta; Magnoliopsida; Malvales; Dipterocarpaceae.
UUCAAAGACACCAACCAUUCCUCCUCCUCUCUUUCAACUGCCAUUCUCUCCAAACACCAAACCUUAUCUGAAGACUUUCAUCUAAUAAUCCUCCGACCAUGGAAACCGGUUGCAGCUUCAUAUCAUGCGAGAAGUUGGAUCGAAUGGCCAACUGGGUCGGCACCAGCGUUGCCUCUGCAUUCUUUGCCUCACUUGAGCGCUGCUCCUGCAUCAAUCUCAGCACCAACGACUUUGACGAAGAAGAGGAGGCCAACGAUCGUCCUUUCAUGUUGACCAAGCCUGUCGUUCAGGAAGAACCUCAACCACCGGAGCAGGCCCCCUCCCCACCACCUCUAAGCUCCUCAUCUGAUGACUGAUGCUGCCUUUCUUCCUCUGGGGUUCGUUGGUUUUCUAUAAAAUUUUCGCCUUUGUCUACUUGUCUGUCUCUCAUCUCAGUUAAUGUGAAUCCAUUUCCUUACAGUUUUUGUAGAUUAAGUUUGUGUUAAACUGUUUUCUUAAUGGUUGUUUAAUGUUAUUUUGAAUUUCUUUGUGAAAUUAAUGGAAAUUUGAACCGAAUAUUUGUAUUAUAUAUGAUUUUCAUAUAAUAAGGAAAGCAUUGAAAAUAAAAGUAGAAUGAUAUUUUUUUCUCUGCAUAGUUCAUGAUUCAGUAAUUUAAGCCUUGAAUCUUCGUUAUUAUUGUCUUAUGGCCAAAAUGGAUAUUAGUGAAUCUUGAUUAAUAUUUGAGCUAAACCCAGUAUGGCUCUUAACCUUGAUUACCUUGUUUAAGCCAGGUACACAAUGUGAAUUAACUUUAUUUAGCUGUUUUUUUCCCGUUUCCUUGGUUGGUUUAAAUACUUUUUACAUUUAAUUUCUUUCAAAACUAUAGCGUACCAAGUUUUUGUGUUUUUAAGUUUCAUGCAGCUUUUUGCUACUUAUUAUGGGGGAGAGUUUGUACAGUCAAUGACAAGAGUGAGAUUUGUUCCCCUUACUUCAAGCGGCCUAACGUGUCAAAAAGAAAUAAGACAUAAUUAAUGGUGAACUUUUUCUAUAGACCUGCUGUAGUUAUCAUUUUCAUCGUCAUUGCAUUUUUUGCCCCUUGGAAGGGAGCUGUGUUUCUGAGUCAGGACAGCUUUCUUGUGGAAAUAUUCUAGCAUGUCCUAUGGAUCUUGACUUGGUAAUUCGAUGCAGCUUGUUAAAUAUUGUAGU